ACCGACCAAUAGGAACCGUUUGCGUCUGAACCGUUACUUCCGGGAGUCUCAAUAAGCAAGUAUUUUUUCAUUCGAUGUUUCUUUGUAUUUCAUUUAAACAAAGCUAACAAAUAAAGCUACGUGGACACAAAACGUUUAGAAAAUGAACCGUAUAUUUGGACGCGGAAAGCCCAAAUCGCCUGCUCCAAAUCUGUCGGACUGUAUCGGAAAUGUGGAUGCAAGAUCAGAGUCCAUAGAAAAGAAGAUUGGCAGACUAGAUUCUGAGCUUGUGAAGUACAAAGAUCAGAUGAAGAAGAUGAGAGAUGGGCCCUCGAAGAACAUGGUCAAACAGAAGGCUUUGAGAGUCCUGAAGCAGAAGAGAAUGUACGAAGGUCAAAGAGAGCAGCUGGCUCAGCAGUCUUUCAACAUGGAGCAGACAAACUACACCAUCCAGACAUUAAAGGACACCAAAACCACUGUGGAGGCCAUGAAGAUCGGUGCAAAGGAAAUGAAAAGAGCUUACAAGGACGUCAAAGUUGAUCAAAUUGAUGAUUUACAGGAUCAACUGGAGGACAUGAUGGAGGACGCCAACGAGGUACAAGAGGCGCUGAGCCGCAGCUACGGCACUCCAGAUAUAGACGAGGAUGACCUUGAAGCAGAGCUGGACGCACUGGGGGACGAGCUGCUGCUGGACGACGACAGCUCGUACCUGGACGAGGCCUCAGCCUCCCCAUCUAUCCCCGAGGGAAUCCCAAGCGACGCCAAGACAAACAAGGACGGCGUUUUGGUGGAUGAGUUUGGCCUGCCACAGAUCCCUGCCUCGUAAACAAGGGAUGGAUUCAAGCAACUGCACUUCAACUGAAAACACUUUUAUAAGAGUAACAUUUGUACAUGCAAAACAUUUGACCUGAGAACACUACAAUUUUGAAGCUGUCCAUGUGUUGGGUUGUGUAUUGAUACCACUACCGUGCUAGUAUGCGGCUUUGUAACGUACAACACCUUUUUAUUUAUUCAACAUGAUUUCCUUUUCGUUCCUUUCCUUCCUCAUGUCUAGCACUUCUCCAUCAGUCUCGUCCAUCGCCAGAAUUACAAAGCUUGUAUUUAUUUGUCUUAAUUGUGUUCUAGUUUUGUGUCUUGUUCGGUCAUCACUGUUACGUUUUCUUUGGAGAUUAUUCUGAAUCUGUAGGUAAUUUUAAACAUGCAAAAAUAAAUUAUGUGUUUUAACUUA
Molecule: messenger RNA, 1207 nt
Organism: Eleginops maclovinus (Patagonian blennie)
Lineage: Eukaryota; Metazoa; Chordata; Actinopteri; Perciformes; Eleginopidae
Gene: chmp5a
Product: charged multivesicular body protein 5a
Exons: 8
Coding region: 143-805 (220 amino acids)
Biological process (GO): vesicle budding from membrane; late endosome to vacuole transport via multivesicular body sorting pathway
Cellular component (GO): multivesicular body
Source: RefSeq, a predicted model, not a curated record